AUGGUGUAUUUUUAUGAAUCUAAAAAUGAUGAAAAUGAUAUCCCACAUAUGAUAGUUACUGGGAAGGAUAAAUUCGAAAAUGAUUUCUUAAUAAAAUAUGGUUACAAAGAAUUGCAAUAUAUUUGGUUUCACGCAGAUAAGUACUCUAGUGGUCAUAUUUAUUUACAAUUAACUAAUGGUGAAAAGACGUUAGAAGAUGUCCCCAAUGAAGUAAUUAAUGAUUGCCUACAACUUUGCAAAGCAUCAUCUAUUGCUGGUAAUAAAUUACCAGAAUGUACUAUUUUAAUUACUCCAUGGACAAAUUUGAAAAAAAAUAAGUAUCAUAACCCCGGUGAAGUAUCAUUUAAAACGCUUAAAAAUUGUAAGAGACGGAAAUGUUUUGGCAGAGAUAAUAAGAUCCUUAAUAGACUAACAAAGACAAGGGUCGAGAUGGCAGAUAAUGUAGAAGAGACCUUACACCGUGCCAAAAAGAGUAAAGAUGAAUUUUUUUUCAACAAAUAUCUUGCUGCAAAUAAACAAAGGUUAAUUGACGUAGAGAUACAAAGAAACAAACUAAAAAAAGAACAAAAAAAGUUAAAAAAGAAGAAAAUCGAAGAAGAGGAAUUUGUUGACUUCAAUGUUGAAAAUGGUCAGGAAAAAAUGACGAAUAUAUAA
Maudiozyma saulgeensis is the source of this 654-nucleotide messenger RNA. The record is from the annotation of a GenBank genome assembly. Lineage: Eukaryota; Fungi; Ascomycota; Saccharomycetes; Saccharomycetales; Saccharomycetaceae.